AUGACUCUGAUUGGGACCCUUUAUACCGUCCCAGGACGCUUCCACCCAAGAACUAGGAAGAUCUUUGCCGCAGCUAGAUUGAACAGUCUCGAGCUUCAAGUACCAGGGGGUUUCGAGCCAGGCGAGACCAACAGAACACUGGAGUUCUUGAAAAAGUUCCCGCUAGGCAAGAUUCCAGCAUUUGAAACAUUAGAGGGCUUCAAGUUGGCUGAGAGCUCUGCCAUCGCAUCAUAUAUUGCGGGACAUGGUCCCAAAGGCGAACAAUUACUGGGCGCAAACCCGGAAGAUCGUGCGAAAAAUCAGCAAUGGAUUCUCUUCAACGAGUUGCACGUCGAGGGAACUCUUUACACGUUGGCGGCAUGGCGCAUGGAGAUUGAAGAUUAUGAUGCAAAGAAAGAGGAAGCUGCUGCGAAAGACUUGGUGAGAUGGUUAGAUUACUAUGAGUUGCAUCUGUCAGAUAGGCAGUGGUUCGUCAAUGCCGAUGGGGCAGGGCCGAGUCUUGCGGAUUUGACUGUUGGUGGAACAGUGUUUGCCCUGUACUUUGCAUAUGUGGAUGCAGAAAUGCGCAAAACAUAUCCAAAGAUAUUCGAAUUUUUUGAGAGACUGAAGCAGACAGCUGGGCUGACAGACAUAUACACUGGACCCAUGGUUGAGAAAAGACAGCCACAUCCUGAUAGAUUGCAAUCACACUGA
Messenger RNA from Neoarthrinium moseri, 693 nucleotides. RefSeq lists its product as uncharacterized. The record is from RefSeq and is a predicted model, not a curated record. Lineage: Eukaryota; Fungi; Ascomycota; Sordariomycetes; Amphisphaeriales; Apiosporaceae. Gene Ontology annotation, biological process: translational elongation. Gene Ontology annotation, cellular component: nucleus; cytoplasm. The transcript is spliced from 2 exons. Bases 1 to 693 code for a protein of 230 amino acids.